This is a messenger RNA of Brassicogethes aeneus, 2135 nucleotides long. The record is from the annotation of a GenBank genome assembly. NCBI's taxonomy places the organism in Eukaryota, Metazoa, Arthropoda, Insecta, Coleoptera, Nitidulidae.
AUGGGUGUAGAAUACAUUAUAGUGGGCAUAGCUCACAGGGGUCGUCUUAAUACCUUAGCGAAUAUUUGCCAAUCACCAUUGUAUCGUAUUUUUAUGCAGUUUAUGGAAUUUGAUAUUAAAGAAAAAAGUUCCGGUGAUGUAAAAUAUCAUUUGGGUAUAAGUUCAAUGGCAACCAAUUCUUCUGGAAAAAAAUAUAAAAUAUCGAUGGUAGCAAAUCCAUCCCACUUGGAACUUGUAAACACAGUGGUGUUGGGCAAAACAAAGGCGGAACAGUUUUACAAGGGUGAUGAGUUGGGCAAAAAGGUAAAGUAAUGGCAAUUUUAAUACAUGGCGAUGCAGCUUUUGCUGGAGAGGGAAUGGUUCAAGAAUCAUUAAAUAUAAGUAAUUUAAAAUACUACAACCCUCAGGGCGUUAUCCAUGUUGUUAUUAAUAAUCAAGUAGGAUUUACAACUAACCCGAAUAGGUCAAGGUCAUCCUUAUAUGCCUCUGAUAUUUCAAAAAUUCUCAACAUGCCAAUAUUUCAUGUAAAUGGUGAUUGUCCCGAAGAAGCAUCUUACAUUGGUAAGGUAUGCGCCGAAUACAGACAAACUUUUCAAGAUAACUGUAUCAUUGACGUAAUCGGUUACCGAAAAAACGGUCACAAUGAAGCGGACGAACCGAAAUUCACCCAACCUCAUAUGUACGAUGUUAUAAGAGCUCAUCCGCCUGUUUUUGUUAAGUAUAGUAAAGAACUUGUGGAGAAAAAAGUCCUUACUGAAGAUGAUGUUAACAAGUUAGUCGAAAAGAACGAUAGUCUUUAUGAAUCUGAAUAUAAAAAAGCACAGGAACAAAAAGAAAUUAGUUUGAAUGAUUGGAAUGAUAGUCCAUGGGAAGACUGGAAAGUACCUAAUACUUUAACGAUGUCUUCAACCGGAAUAACAGAAGAUGUAGCAAAACAUAUAGCAACAUGUUUUUAUACUGUUCCUUCCGGUUUUGAAGUUCACGGUGCUAUCCAAAGAAUCCUGAAAACACGGGAAGAUCUGACGAAAAAAAGGUUAAUGGAUUGGGCUAUAGGAGAAGCUUUUGCCAUCGGUUCGCUCCUUAAAGAAGGAAUUCACUGCAGACUCUCGGGCGAAGAUGUUGAAAGGGGGACAUUUUCACAUAGGCACCAUGUCCUGCACGAUCAAAAAUUAAGAAAAAAUGUUCAUAUAUCAUUAAAAAGUUUGUACCCCACACAAGCUGAAUAUACAGUAACUAAUAGUUGUCUGUGUGAAUUGGGGUUGUUAGGUUUUGAACUUGGAUAUUCUUUACCUAAUCCAAAUGCUUUAGUAAUAUGGGAAGCCCAAUUUGGAGAUUUUGCGAAUAUGGCUCAACCUAUUGUUGACACGUUUAUAUCUUCUGGAGAAACUAAGUGGGUUAGACAAUCUGGAUUGGUAAUACUUUUGCCUCAUGGCAUGGAAGGACAAGGACCGGAACAUUCAAGUGGCAGAAUAGAACGAUAUCUUGAGCUGUGUUCGGAGGAUGAAGAUUUUUGUCCACCGGAUGAUGCAAAUUUUGCGUUCAAACAACUAAAUGAAAUAAACUGGAUUGUAGCCAACUGUACAACUCCAGCAAAUAUAUUUCAUAUUUUAAGAAGACAAAUUGCAAUGCCUUUUAGGAAACCACUUGUUGUCUUUACUCCCAAAAGUUUAUUGAGAAAUCCUUUGGCUCGCAGUUCUUUCGACGAUAUCUUAGUUGGUACGGAAUUUCAAAGAAUAAUUCCUGACAGAGGACCAGCAUCACAAAAACCUGAGGAUGUAAAAAAAUUAAUAUUUUGCUCGGGAAAAGUAUACUACGAAAUAGUUCAACUUCUCGAAGAAAAGAAGCUACAAGAUCAAAUAGCAGUUACCAGGAUCGAACAAUACUGCCCAUUUCCCUUCGAUUUGGUUAAAGCUGAAUUUAAUAAGUAUCCAAAAGCAAAUAUAUUUUACGCACAAGAAGAACACAAGAAUCAAGGAGCGUAUCAUUACGUCCGUCCUCGAAUUAGUACCUCUAUUGGAGGGGCCAGGCCAGUUCAAUACAUCGGGCGAGACGUUUCAGCUGCCCCUUCAAAUGGAAACAAAGUUAUACAAAAAAGAGAACUAAAAAAAUUGCAAGCUGAUCUUAUUGCUUUAUAA